CAUGUGCACCCUAAUUUGUAAAUUUAAAAAAUGAAAAUAAAUAAUAAAUAAUCAUAUUAUGUGCGUAAGGCAACCGCUCGUGACCGUGGUGCGUGCUGGACGCCACUGCUAUACCAGCGGACUGAAGUUGCAGCAGCUUUUGGCGAAGUCUGCACAAAACCUGGACGAUUUCGCUGAAUUUCGCAAUUAUAUUGUUCUCCAGGAGCACGAUCCUGUAUACACAAUAGGCAUUCGGACCAAGAACUAUACAAAAGAGGACGAAAAUCGGCUGCGAAAACUGGGAGCAGAGUUCCAUCGUACGGAUCGUGGGGGUUUGAUCACGUUCCAUGGACCUGGCCAGCUGGUGGCGUACCCCAUACUGCACCUGCGGCAAUUCAAGCCGAGCAUCCGCUGGUAUGUAGCCUCCCUGGAGCGCACGGUGAUAGAGACAUGUCGGCAGCUUGGUAUUCCAGAUGCUACGACUACCCAGGACACAGGCAUUUGGGUGGGCGACCACAAGAUUUGUGCCAUUGGCGUGCACGGCUCUCGUUAUGUCACCACCCAUGGAAUUGGCUUGAAUUGCUGUACUGAUCUGAAAUGGUUUGAACACAUCAUCCCCUGUGGUAUCGAGGGCAAAGGUGUAACCUCUCUCAGCAAACAGCUCGGCAGGCAUAUCGGCAUCCCGGAGGCCACUAACGCCUUUCUCAGCAGUUUUGCCAACAUUUUCAAGUGUCGUCUAGCGGAGCAGGCAGAUGCAGUGACACGGAACACAAAUUAACAGAAUGUGAUACAAAUAAAAAAGAAAAAAUAUCUCAUAAAA
Molecule: messenger RNA, 799 nt
Organism: Drosophila guanche
Lineage: Eukaryota; Metazoa; Arthropoda; Insecta; Diptera; Drosophilidae
Gene: Lipt2
Product: putative lipoyltransferase 2, mitochondrial
Exons: 1
Coding region: 59-757 (232 amino acids)
Biological process (GO): protein lipoylation
Cellular component (GO): mitochondrion
Molecular function (GO): lipoyl(octanoyl) transferase activity
Source: RefSeq, a predicted model, not a curated record